This is a messenger RNA of Alnus glutinosa, 1239 nucleotides long. Its product is annotated as protein SRG1-like. Lineage: Eukaryota; Viridiplantae; Streptophyta; Magnoliopsida; Fagales; Betulaceae. The transcript is spliced from 4 exons. The record is from RefSeq and is a predicted model, not a curated record. Bases 55 to 1155 code for a protein of 366 amino acids.
CACUAUCGUUAGAAUUCAAGCAUUUUUGCGUUGUGGGUUUUCUUGGUUGCAGCUAUGGAACCAGCAAAAUCAUGGUUUGGGAGCUCUCUCCCCGUUCCUUGUGUUCAGGAGCUGGCGAAGUUGCAUUUGGAACAGACGACGGCGACAAUCCCGCCGAGAUAUGUGCGUCCCGAUCAGGACCCUCCCGACGUCUCCGACUCCACUUCUUUACCCCAAGCCCCAGUCAUCGACAUGCAAAAGCUGUUCUCCCCAGAAUUUAUGGACUCUGAGUUGGACAACUUGCACAAUGCAAGCAAACAAUGGGGUUUCUUCCAGUUGAUAAAUCAUGGGGUGAGCACUUCAUUGUUGGAGAAGGUGAAAUUCGACAUUCAAGAAUUUUUUAAGCUGCCUAUGGAUGAGAAGAAGAAGUAUUGGCAACAACCAGGAGAGCUGGAAGGGUUUGGGCAGGCCUUUGUUGUAUCUGAGGAGCAAAAGCUUAAUUGGGGAGACAUUUUCGUCCUGGUCAUGCUUCCAAUAAUUAUGAGGAAACCCCACUUGUUCCCCAAGCUCCCCCUCCCAUUCAGAGAUAACUUAGAAGCCUACUCAGCUGAGCUUCAAGAACUUGCCAUGAAAAUCCUUGAACUUAUGGCAAAAGCCCUUAAAAUGGAAUAUAAGGACAUGAAGAACCUGUUUGAAGAUGGGCGGCAGGCAAUGAGGAUGAACUACUACCCCCCAUGUCCACAACCAGAUCUUGCGAUUGGCCUCAACUCUCACUCUGAUGGUGUCGGCCUAACAAUCCUCCUCCAACUCAACGAAAUGGAAGGCCUCCAAAUAAGAAAAGAUGAGAUGUGGGUACCUGUUAAGCCCCUCCUUAAUGCUUUUAUUGUCAACAUCGGAGACAUUUUAGAGAUUGUGACUAAUGGAAUAUAUCGUAGCAUUGAGCAUCGUGCGACUGUUAACUCAGUAAAAGAGAGGCUCUCUAUAGCCACAUUUUACAGCCCAAAAUGGGAAGGUGUUAUGGGUCCAGCACCAAGCCUUAUUACUCCAGAAUCGCCAGCGUUGUUCAAAAGAAUAGGGGUUGCAGAUUACUUCAGGGGAUAUUUCUCUCGUAAACUCGAUGGGAAGUCGUACAUUGAUGUCAUGAGGAUCCAAAAUGAUGAUCAAAAAGGCUCAUGAGACUUACCCUUCAGAUUGAAAAACUCAAUGACAAGAAUAUAUACUCUAUAAGAAAAUAAAUACCAUGAAAGCUAUUGUGUAAUA